Molecule: messenger RNA, 1251 nt
Organism: Patiria miniata (bat star)
Lineage: Eukaryota; Metazoa; Echinodermata; Asteroidea; Valvatida; Asterinidae
Exons: 5
Coding region: 45-551 (168 amino acids)
Source: RefSeq, a predicted model, not a curated record
UCAACGGUUCACAUGGGAAUAAACUUGAUGAAUACAUCCUGAAAAUGGCUUUGGGGAUAAUGACAGUAUAUGGAUGUGAUUGGACGGAGGAGCAGAUAUAUAAAGUGUUUGAGGACCUACGUGGAUCUGUUUGGGCCUACAACUACGUCCAUUCACUGAGCGGAUUUGGGAUUACCCAUCGAGGACUCGAAAAGAUAGGAGAGAACAAGGCCAGUUUCUUCGGUAAAAUUAUCCAGUCAGGUUCCCAUCUGAAGUCCAUCCAGAUGAUCCUUAAUAAGACAGCAGACGGUACAGGCAUCAACUCCAACACCCUGGCCUUACAGAUGAAGGCCCAUCCUGAGCUGAGGGACAAGCUUCAUGUCGUCACCUCUUGGGGGCCUUUGCCUGUCUACCCUGGGGUGGCCAACUCAGAAUUACCUGAGGAAGUACGGUACCUGUCCUCACGGAGGCUACGGUCUCGGACUGGACGAUUCUUGACCUGGAUCCUAAACCGCAUGCAUAUCAGGGACGUCUGCUUUUACCCACGCUUCAUAAAACGAUGCAUGCCAUAGAUGCGUCAACAUGUCGCCUUCAAUUCUUGAUUCUAAGCAUUGCUUAAUAUUUAGUGUGGGAAAUCAAGAUAAAUAAGGGGUGGGGCUAGGUUGAUCAAGUGGGGGGGGGGGUUUGAUUGUAUGCCCUAAGACCAAAUUUCUAGAGAUAAUUAUGCCAUUGUAUUGUAAGGUAUUUCUUCAAGGUGCAGUUUUAAACUUUCUUCACAGUUCGCUCUUUUAGUUUCAAGUAGUUUUGGGUUUUUUUAACCAAAACUCAUAACAAAUUGCAAGGGUUCAACCUAACAUUUCUUAUGAAAUUUGGCCGAAACAGGACUUGCCUCCAAAUGACUCGGCAAUGCCCUACGAUGUAAGAUGAGUUUCAAUCAGUGUUCAAAAAUCCAUUUUUAUGAAGAUUUGAGCAAAAAUUACCGGUUUAUUGAUUGGAAAGAAGUUAUCUUUUGUGACCGCAAUUUCUCCCACAUUUUUGAUGUGAUUAUCUGUUGGAUGGAAUAUCUGACCAGAAAUCGUGUUGGAAUUGGGCCUCAAGUACUUUAGCCCCCCCCCCCCCCAAAAAAGGCUCCAGUUUCUGGUAUGCGCGCGCGUCACUGUAGCCAUGCGCGACAGCCAACUUAAAAAGUGUUUUCAUUGUAAGAUUAUGUCUCAAAACCGCCCAACUCACUGGUUUGACUGAAAUCCUGCUGCUACACAAGUUUAAUGUGUU